AUGAAUAAAAACAAAUUUGAAGAAGAAUAUGUAAACGAACAAAACAAUGCAAAUUCUUCAUUAGGAGAAACAGAAAUUAAACGAGUUUUGUCACGUUUUAAAUCAGAUAAAAAUGAAAUAUUGCCAGGAGGUUUACUAGAUUUACCUAUAAACAUUACUGUUGAGAAAUUACAGGAAAUUUGUAAUGCACUUCUUCAACAUGAAGAACCAAUACCUUUUGCUUUUUAUAUAAAUGAUGUUGAAAUCAUAGAUAUUUUAGAAAAUAAUAUCAAGGAGAAUUUUAACAUUAGUGAAGAUGUAGUUGAAAUUAUAUAUCAGCCACAAGCAAUUUUUAAAGUUAGAGCAGUUACACGAUGCACUGGAUCACUGGAAGGUCACAAGGAAGCUGUAAUAUCAGUUGCUUUUUCACCAGAUGGAACAUGUUUAGCUAGUGGUUCUGGAGAUACAACAGUUAGAUUUUGGGAUAUAUAUACACAAACUCCUUAUUUUACAUGUGAAGGUCAUAAACAUUGGGUUUUAUGUAUAUCAUGGUCUCCAUGUGGAACUAAGCUUGCAUCUGCAUGUAAAAAUGGCACAAUUUUAUUAUGGAAUCCUAAAACAGGGAAACAGAUAGGAAAAGCAAUGUUAGGACACAAAAUGUGGGUAACUUCUUUAUGUUGGGAGCCAUUUCACAAAAACUCAAAAUGCCAGUAUUUAGUUAGUGCAUCAAAAGAUUGUGACUUAAGGAUAUGGGAUGUAGUACGUGCACAAAUUGUUCGCACUCUUUCUGGUCAUACAAGAAGUGUAACAUGUGUUAAGUGGGGAGGAAGGGGUCUUAUUUAUUCUGCUUCUCAAGACAGAACUAUUAAAGUAUGGAGAGCUGAAGAUGGAAUCUUGUGUAGGACUUUACAAGGUCAUGCACAUUGGGUGAAUACUUUAGCAUUGAAUGUGGACUAUGUACUUAGAAUUGGUCCUUUUUAUUUUGGAGGUAAUCAAGAUAAAAGUGAAAGUUUUUUUGAAGAUACAAAGAAACAUUAUGAAUCUGUAGGUGAAGAAAUACUUGUUUCUGGUUCUGAUGAUUUUACUUUAUUUCUUUGGAAACCAGAAAAAGAAAACAAAUUUACUGCAAGAAUGACAGGACAUCAGCAGUUGAUUAAUGAUGUGAAAUUUUCUCCAAAUGGUCGCAUAAUUGCAUCAGCUUCAUUUGACAAAUCUAUAAAGCUGUGGGAAGCAAAUACUGGAAAAUAUAUAACUUCAUUAAGAGGCCAUGUACAAGCUGUAUAUUCAAUUUCAUGGAGUGCAGAUUCCCGUUUACUUGUUAGUGGUAGUGCAGAUUCUACUUUAAAAGUGUGGAAUAUAAAAUCAAAGAAGCUUUGCCAGGAUUUACCUGGCCAUGCAGAUGAAAUUUAUGCAGUAGACUGGUCUCCAGAUGGGUUGCGUGUUGCAUCUGGUGGAAAAGAUAAAGUUUUACGACUUUGGCAGAAUUAAUUAAUUGUAUUUUAAAAAAGAGCAAAACAAAUUCACGGGGCAACG
Habropoda laboriosa is the source of this 1512-nucleotide messenger RNA. It is a transcript of the gene Nle, whose product is annotated as notchless protein homolog 1. The transcript has 7 exons. Bases 1 to 1467 code for a protein of 488 amino acids. The record is from RefSeq and is a predicted model, not a curated record. Gene Ontology annotation, biological process: ribosomal large subunit assembly; Notch signaling pathway. Lineage: Eukaryota; Metazoa; Arthropoda; Insecta; Hymenoptera; Apidae. Gene Ontology annotation, cellular component: nucleolus. Gene Ontology annotation, molecular function: protein binding.